Molecule: messenger RNA, 2062 nt
Organism: Marmota flaviventris (yellow-bellied marmot)
Lineage: Eukaryota; Metazoa; Chordata; Mammalia; Rodentia; Sciuridae
Gene: Egr3
Product: early growth response 3
Biological process (GO): regulation of transcription by RNA polymerase II
Molecular function (GO): DNA-binding transcription factor activity, RNA polymerase II-specific; RNA polymerase II cis-regulatory region sequence-specific DNA binding
Source: RefSeq, a predicted model, not a curated record
ACAGCACCAGCUGAGGCACCCAAGAGGAUUACCCCCUUUGCCCCCCUCCCACCCACCCCCCAAAAAAGAGAAGAUCCCCUCCCCUGGCCCACCCCUUCCCCUCUUCCCUCCCCCCUCCCCCCGAACUUUCCCUCUCGCAUGCUUUUCCCCUGCACCACGGAUCGCCUCUCCGAUGCCGCUUGCCUGGAAGCUGCGUUAGGAGCGAGCGGCGGCGGCGGCGGCGGCGGUGGCGGCGGCGGCGGCAGCUCGGGAGUGCUAUGACCGGCAAACUCGCCGAGAAGCUGCCGGUGACCAUGAGCAGUUUGCUAAACCAACUGCCUGACAAUUUGUACCCCGAGGAGAUCCCCAGCGCGCUCAACCUCUUCUCUGGCAGCAGCGACUCGGUGGCCCAUUACAAUCAGAUGGCUACAGAGAAUGUGAUGGACAUCGGUCUGACCAACGAGAAGCCCAACCCGGAACUCUCUUACUCGGGCUCCUUCCAGCCAGCCCCCGGCAACAAGACCGUGACCUACUUGGGAAAGUUCGCUUUCGACUCCCCUUCCAAUUGGUGCCAGGACAACAUUAUUAGCCUCAUGAGUGCCGGCAUCUUGGGGGUGCCCCCGGCCUCAGGGGCGCUCAGCACGCAGACAUCCACCGCCAGCAUGGUGCAGCCGCCGCAGGGAGACGUGGAGGCCAUGUAUCCGGCGUUACCCCCUUAUUCCAACUGCGGAGAUCUCUACUCGGAGCCCGUAUCUUUCCACGAUCCCCAGGGCAACCCCGGGCUCGCCUAUUCCCCCCAGGAUUACCAAUCGACCAAGCCAGCCUUGGACAGCAAUCUCUUCCCCAUGAUUCCUGACUACAACCUGUACCACCACCCCAACGACAUGGGCUCCAUUCCGGAGCACAAGCCCUUCCAGGGCAUGGACCCCAUCCGGGUCAAUCCGCCCCCUAUCACCCCUCUGGAGACCAUCAAGGCGUUCAAAGACAAGCAGAUCCACCCGAGCUUCGGUAGCCUGCCCCAGCCGCCGCUCACGCUCAAGCCCAUCCGGCCCCGCAAGUACCCCAACCGGCCUAGCAAGACCCCGCUCCAUGAGCGGCCCCAUGCGUGCCCGGCGGAGGGCUGCGACCGCCGCUUCAGCCGCUCGGACGAGCUGACCCGGCAUCUGCGUAUCCACACGGGCCACAAGCCCUUCCAGUGCCGGAUCUGCAUGCGGAGCUUCAGCCGAAGCGACCACCUCACCACUCAUAUCCGCACGCAUACGGGCGAGAAGCCCUUUGCCUGCGAGUUCUGCGGGCGCAAGUUUGCGCGCAGCGACGAGCGCAAGCGCCACGCCAAGAUCCACCUCAAGCAAAAGGAGAAGAAGGCGGAGAAGGGGGGUGCGCCCUCCGCGUCCUCGGCGCCCACCGUGUCUCUGGCCCCCGUGGUCACCACCUGCGCCUGAGGCUCGGGCCCCCAGAAUCCCCUCUUUUCCCCUCCAGUGCCUCCCGGCUGCUCGCCUGAAGGCAGCGGGAAAGCCAGCCACGGAGGCUCAAGGGCCGCGCCCUGGCCUCUCCAUGGACGUGCGGCCCUUUGCACCCCUUCGAUGCCCCCCAUUCCCAUCCUUUCACACCGGCCAGCGGUCGAGGGCCAGGCUGGAGGCGCCUUCCCCUCGCUGUCCCCCACUUAGCCAAGGCGUGGGGGCGGAAAGGUGGCGUCUAGCCCGCUUUGUUCAGUUGGGAUCGCCUUGAUCCAGGGGCCGCUGGGCCGCGCCAAGGACCUGCGGGGGACUGAAGGCGGGGCCCACCCAACCCUCGCCCUACCCAAGCACCUCACUGAUUCCCCCCGUGUGUCUCUUCCCCCUCGAAGACCCGAGAGGGGGAGGGAGUAUGGAGCGCACCAAAGCGCAGAGCUUGCUGCCCGCCGCACGCACGCGCGCCUGCGUGCGGGGAUGCGCGCGAGUGUGUGCGUGCUCGCGUGUGUGUGUAUGUGUGUAUGUGUGUGUGCGCGCGCGCGCGUGUGUGAGAGACUCUUGAGCUGAACUGGGCUGUGUCUAACCCAAACUCUUCCCCACAUCGGGUCCCCAAAGCCGCUCGGGGAUAUCCC